AUGGAGUCCUCCCAUUCACAUGACGUGGUCACUUUCUCCCUGGACGCCCAGGUUGAGUAUGACCCUUGCAAGCCCUUAUUCAUCGAUCCCCAGGAGCCCUGUCAGUCUCUCAAUGCCACCCAAUUCAGGUUCCUAGUGCACACUCUGAUUGCCGGGCUGAAGGCCCAUGGCCUGGAUCGUGGUGAUUGCAUCUUACUUCAUUCGGGGAACAACGUUCUCUACACAGCCCUGUUCCUCGCCAUCAUUGGCGCAGGUGGCGUUUACAUGGGCUCCAACCCACACAGCCAACUGCAAGAGCUCAACCACACUGUCUCCCUAACCCAUCCCAAAUGGAUCAUCACCGAGCCAGAGGGAUCUUCAACUGUGCUUACCAUUGCUAACAAGCACAAUUUGCCUGACGACCAUGUCCUCCUUGUAGACGAUGCCACCAUCACCGAGACCAUCCGGUUCGUGCACGACCCAUCCAUUCCUCCUCCCCAGAAUACAGAUAAGCCCAACCUCCUCACCCUUCUAUCGCACGGCACCUCUGCUCCCCUCGCCAUCCCCGACGCAGCAACCGCAGCCUCCACCCCAGCAGCCCUCUACUCCACCAGCGGCACCACCGGCCUUCCUAAAGCCGCCGUGCUCUCCCAUGCCUCUCUCAUGGCCCAACACGCCUCCAUCGCCCACUCUCCUCCCUACCCAGUGACUCGCCUCAUAUCCCUUCCCAUUUUCCACCUCUUCAGCUCCCUCUGGACACACCUCUUUCCCAUCCGCUACGGCGAACCCCUCUACCUCCUCCGCGACUUCCAACUCCCUGUCUUCCUGUCCACUGUGCACCAAUACCAAAUCACCGAGACCUACCUCGUCCCUGCCAUGGUUCAUAUGCUCAACCAAGCACCUGCCACUCUGGAUGUCAAAACCCGCCUCUCCUCCCUCCGAUACAUCGGCGUUGCAGGGGCCCCUAUCGAUCGUGCCUCUAUGUCUGCUUUCCAGGACUUGUUGCACCCGGAUGCCUGUGCAGGCCAAGUCUGGGGUAUGACGGAGUGUGGGGUCGUUUUUCAACAAUGCUAUCCUGCGAAUGGCAGAUCAGGACAGGGCGAUCUAGGUAGUAUUGGGCCUGUCACUGUAGGGUGUGAGGCACGACUUGUGUCUGGUGCCGAAGUGGUCAAGGAUGAUGAAGUCCCAGGACAAUUGUACGUGAGAGGAGCGGGCUUAUUCACGGGUUAUCUGGGACGUAAUGAGUCAAUGGUUGAUGCUGAAGGCUGGUUCGAUACCGGCGAUGUGGCCUAUGUCAAGAACGGCGAGUAUUUCAUCGUCGGAAGAACGAAGGAGUUAAUUAAAGUGCGGGGAUACCAAGUCUGUCCCGCCGAAAUCGAAGCCGUGCUGCUUCAGCAUCCACUCAUCGCGGACGUCGCAGUCAUCGGCACCUGUCUUUCCGAUGGGAGCUCGGAGGCUCCCCGCGCGUAUGUUGUGCGAGCUAGAGCCCCCGGUGCUAGAAUCAGUUCCGAUGAGGUGUAUGAUUUUGCGCGUCAGCGGUUGGCGGCGUAUAAGGCGUUGGAUGGGGGCGUGUUCUUCGUUGAUAGGAUCCCGCGGACUGUUAGUGGGAAGAUUCAGAGGGGGAAGCUGGCGAGUAUGAAUGAGAGACGGGAUGCAUUGGCGGGGUUGUUGGCGAGGUUUAAGGCGAAGGAUGUUGGGGGGCUGAAAGGGAGGGCGUCUGUGGUGGUUUAG
Aspergillus welwitschiae is the source of this 1710-nucleotide messenger RNA. RefSeq lists its product as uncharacterized. NCBI's taxonomy places the organism in Eukaryota, Fungi, Ascomycota, Eurotiomycetes, Eurotiales, Aspergillaceae. The record is from RefSeq and is a predicted model, not a curated record. Gene Ontology annotation, molecular function: CoA-ligase activity. Gene Ontology annotation, biological process: secondary metabolic process. The transcript has 3 exons. The coding region runs from base 1 to 1710 and encodes 569 amino acids.